AUGAAUGACUCUCAAAAUAUAAAAUCAAAUACAACGGUUCAAACUACUAUUAGUUAUAGACUUGAUACUUGGUCACAAUAUGAUAAUCCUGAGGAAGGUACGCAUCAAGAGGGUGAUAUUAAAAUAUCAAAUACUCGAAAAACAUUUACAGCAUUUAAAGAUAAAUUGUGGCCAAAUGGAAUUGUGUACUACACUGUAGAUGAACUUAUUGAAAAUAAUCCGCAAGCAUUUUAUAUUCUACAAGAAGCAAUGAUGAUAAUAAUGGACAGAACGUGUAUUAAAUUUCAACGAAUUUAUCCAAAUGCAAAUGGGGAAUAUUCAGUUGAAAGUUGGGUUAAUAUUAUAGGAAACAGGAGAGGAUGUUAUUCUGAUUUAGGACGUAAUCCAAUUAGUCAUGCCCUUCAUGAAAUAUUGCAUACGUUAGGCGUUUAUCAUGAACAUAUGAGACCAGAUCGUGAUGAAUACAUAUAUAUUUUAUGGGAAAACAUUAGAGAAGGAACUCAAUUUAAUUUUAAACUGUUAGAUGCUAAUACAGUUAAUUAUUAUGGGUUGCCAUAUGAUUAUAGUAGUAUAAUGCAUUAUUCAAUGACAGCGUUUUCUAAAGAUAGGUCCUUAGCAACAAUAGUACCCAAGAUACCAAAUGUAGAAAUUGGUCAAAGAUUAGGAUUAUCUUAUUAUGAUAUCAAAAAAAUAUUAAUAACAUAUGAAUGCAGUCUAAUGUAUUACGAUAAGAAUGACAAAUUGUAUCAGGAGGAAAAUAAUGGAACUGAAUUCAGUUCGUCAAAACUAAUUAAUAAUACAACUGAAGAACUACGUACAACAACAGAUAAUACUAUAAGUUCUAAUAAAAAAGUAGGAAUAUUUAUAAAUUCUACAUCAACUAGUGAACAUGAAUCAUUAAAUAAAACCGAUAAUUACUGA
Messenger RNA from Polistes dominula (European paper wasp), 921 nucleotides. RefSeq names its product astacin-like metalloprotease toxin 1. Gene Ontology annotation, molecular function: cysteine-type endopeptidase activity; zinc ion binding; metalloendopeptidase activity. Lineage: Eukaryota; Metazoa; Arthropoda; Insecta; Hymenoptera; Vespidae. The record is from RefSeq and is a predicted model, not a curated record. Gene Ontology annotation, biological process: proteolysis.